AUGGCUGGUCAACAAUCAAAUGAUAAACGUCACGAUGCAUCUGCUGCUCGUCCUUCUCCAUCGGGUGGUGCAAGUGGUGACAAUCAAGCGCGAAAACGUUUAUUUUCCAAAGAACUUCGCAAUAUGAUGUACGGUUUUGGUGAUGAUCCGCAACCUUACGCUGAAUCAGUCGAACUACUCGAAGAUCUCGUUAUCCAAUAUAUUACAGAUAUGACAUUAAAAGCAUCAGAAAUUGGUAGUAACAAACAAGGUCGUAUGGUCGUGAAUGACAUCUUAUAUUUACUUCGGCAUGAUCCAAGAAAAUAUGCACGUGUGAAAGAACUUUUAUCGAUGAAUGAAGAAUUGAAACGUGCUCGCAAAGCUUUUGAUGAACCAUCAAAAGGUCUUGAAUAA
Messenger RNA from Adineta ricciae, 393 nucleotides. The record is from the annotation of a GenBank genome assembly. Lineage: Eukaryota; Metazoa; Rotifera; Eurotatoria; Adinetida; Adinetidae.